AUGUCAUCAACCCCGUCAAGGCUACCUACCACUACAAUGUCACGUCAAAAUACCCCUCCUUUUUCAAAUCAAAUCCCUGUUGAUCCACCGGAUUAUGUCUUUCCAAAGAAUCGGCUCAAGUCCCUCAUGGAAUUUCCUGAUCGAACGCCUGUAGUCCUGGUGGCUUGCGGCUCUUUCUCUCCUAUUACAUAUCUCCAUCUGAGGAUGUUUGAAAUGGCAAUGGACUACUUUGCUGAUCAGUCGACAUUUGAAUUGAUUGGAGGAUACUUUUCACCAGUAGCUGACGGCUACGCGAAAUCUGGACUGGCGAGCUGGUUUCACCGUGUCAGAAUGUGUGAUUUCGCUGUCAUUGGCUCAAACUGGCUCAUGGUCGAUCCUUGGGAAGCUUCUCAGUCGUUCUACUUGCGAACUGCUCCUGUAUUGGAUCAUUUCCACGAAUGCCUGAAUUUGGGGAAUGAGGGUGGUAUUGCUCUGCCAGAUGGAUCUAGAAAGAAGAUUCGAAUCAUGUUGUUGGCUGGUGGUGAUUUGAUACAGUCGUUCGCAUUGCCUAAUGUUUGGGCUGAAAAGGAUCUGAAUCACAUUAUUGGAUACUAUGGAUGUGUCAUUAUAGAACGAACUGGUACUGAUGUGGCAGAAGUGCUCUUGUCCAACGAUCCAUUACACAAACAACGGAAAAGCGUGUUUGUGGUCAAGCAAUACAUACACAACGACAUUUCGUCAACCAAAAUCAGGCUAUUUGUGAAGAGGGGCUUGUCGAUAAAGUACUUGGUCCCUGACGAAGUGUUGCACUAUAUUCACGAUCACAAAUUGUAUGCCAACCCUCCAGCCAACGUCGAGCCACAGGACGAAUAA
Synchytrium microbalum is the source of this 852-nucleotide messenger RNA. RefSeq names its product nicotinate-nucleotide adenylyltransferase (gene SMI82). Gene Ontology annotation, biological process: NAD+ biosynthetic process. Lineage: Eukaryota; Fungi; Chytridiomycota; Chytridiomycetes; Synchytriales; Synchytriaceae. The transcript has 7 exons. The record is from RefSeq and is a predicted model, not a curated record. The coding region runs from base 1 to 852 and encodes 283 amino acids. Gene Ontology annotation, molecular function: nicotinate-nucleotide adenylyltransferase activity; nicotinamide-nucleotide adenylyltransferase activity.